AUGGUAAAAUUACUGUCACUUCUAUCAUUUGCGCUACUUCCAUUUGUCCUUGCGCAAGAUUACUAUGCAAUCUUAGGAGUUGACAAGCAGGCCAGUGAGAAGGAAAUUAAGUCCGCAUACAGACAACUUUCAAAGAAGUUCCACCCAGAUAAGAAUCCUGGCAAUGAAGAAGCACAUCACAAGUUUAUUGAAGUGGGAGAAGCAUACGAUGUUUUAAGUGAUCCCGAAAAGAGACAAAUAUAUGAUAGACAUGGAGCGGAGGCAUUGAAGAAUGGUCGUGGAGGCAAUGGCGGCGGCGGGCCAGGAUUCCACGAUCCAUUCGAUAUGUUUGAGCAGAUGUUUGGAGGCGGCAUGUUCAACAGAGGCCAGCGCGGUAAGCCUCGUGGCCAGAAUUUACAGGUCAAUCAUGAGGUCACUCUAAAAGAUUUUUAUGUGGGAAAAGAGUUUGAAUUCUCUUUGAAUUUGAAUGACGUAUGCGAUGUGUGUAAAGGUUCAGGGUCUAAGGAUGGCAAAACAAAUACAUGCUCUGAUUGUGGUGGUUCAGGGUUCUUGGUGAAUGUGUUUAGGGCUGGCCCAAUCGAACAAAGGGUGAGACAACAAUGCCAAAAAUGUCAAGGUAAGGGUCAGAUCAUCAAGCACGUAUGCAAGAAAUGCCACGGAUCUAAAGUGGUUCAAACUUCCAAGGUGUUCACCGCUACUGUCGAACCAGGUAUGGAGCGCAACUACGUCCAUGUACUUCACGGAGAGGCAGAAAAACAUCCUGAUGUGCAACCGGGCGACCUCUACCAAUUAUUCAGCGAAUCAGAAAAGGGAACAAUGGGAUACAGAAGACGCGGAGACAAGCUAUACAGAACUGAAAUUCUAUCCUUUAAGGAGGCACUACAAGGUGGAUGGGAGAGAAAGCUCGAAUUUCUAGACAGCACUAAGCAGGUCGAACUGUCUAGACCUGCAGGUCGUACCGUUCAAAAUGGUGAAACGGAAGUCAUCAAGAACUUCGGUAUGCCUAUUCAUGAUAGACCAGGAAGCUACGGCGACUUGAUAAUCGAAUACAUAGUUCUACUUCCCGGAGAAUGGAAGGCUUCGUCAAGUAACAUAAUUGACGAGUUGUAG
This is a messenger RNA of Kluyveromyces marxianus DMKU3-1042, 1110 nucleotides long. It is a transcript of the gene SCJ1, whose product is annotated as Scj1p. Gene Ontology annotation, biological process: protein refolding. Gene Ontology annotation, cellular component: cytoplasm. The record is from RefSeq and is a predicted model, not a curated record. The coding region runs from base 1 to 1110 and encodes 369 amino acids. Gene Ontology annotation, molecular function: Hsp70 protein binding. The transcript has a single exon. NCBI's taxonomy places the organism in Eukaryota, Fungi, Ascomycota, Saccharomycetes, Saccharomycetales, Saccharomycetaceae.